AUGCACUCCAAGGGAAUCUCUUUCGUGGCUUUGAGCUUGUUGGUGGCGCAGUUAGCCGUUGCAAGCCCGUGUAAACCGGUUCCCUCCCGUGCCAGCUCAAGUGUCUUGGCUACUACUACAGGGUUCAUAACAUCUAUCUCCACACCGUUCUCUACAGGCUCUGAGACGAUUGUCUUGGAAACAACGUCGACAGAGAGCGAGGCUAUCUCGGAGACAAAUGUCGCAAGUCCUGCUACAACCACUGCGAUUACCAUUGACACGGCCACUUCCGGCACCAAGACAUCUAUAGAGAUUGACGCUUCUUUAAGUGUGAUCGAAACAAGUACUCUCGCCACGGAGGCUACGACUGCGGCUGAGGGCAGUAGUUCUAUGGCUGAUGGCACCACGGCUAUUACUAUCUCCUCAACUACUGAAAGCGCGGACACCACCCAAACAACCAAGGUUGAGGAAACCACUGGAACUUCAACUGCCAUCGACACCACUGAAACUACCGCAAAGACAAAAACUGGGACUGAAAUUACGACUAGUGCAGUUGGUGCAACUACUACCUCAGCUGAAACAUCAUCUGCAUCGACAGAUGGCACAACAGUUGCCCCCAAGGAGAGCACGGUAUUAACAUCUGAGGAUGUUGAAACAACCAUGACUGAGGAUACAGCUUCGUCCGUCUCUGUGGAUAGCACAACGACCACUAACGGGGUUUCAACGACUACCGAUAGCACCACCUCUUCUGAAAGCAAGACAACAAUACAAGAUACUACUACCCUGGUCGAAAGUAGCGUUGUAACCUCUGAUGACAGCACCGCUACCAUUACAGCUUCAUCCGAAGUCACUACUACUACAAAGUCUGACGACGUCGCUAUAACUACUAGGAGUUCAUUGGAAUAUAGCACUACAGCGACUGAUGGGACUUCCCUCUCUGCCACGGCUUCAUCCGAAGACAGCAGUACGGCGACCAAGGAUAGCACAACUAUCAUGACUACUUCAUCAGAGGGUAGUAGUACAGAGACAUCUGGACUACGCACAACAACGCCCGAAGAAAGCACUGCCACUCUCACAACGUCAUCUGACGACACCACUACCGCCAUCGUUACUCCAUCAGAGGACAACACUGCAACAACUGGUGCAACAACUACUACAACUGGUGCUGCCGAGGGCAGCACUACGACUUCUGUAGAAAGUAUUACAACAGCCAAAGAAAGCAUAACAACAACUGAUGAGAUUACUACAACGGCUGAACAAAGUACGGCGGCCUCUACAGAGAGUAGCGCAACAGCUAAGGAGGGCACAACAACGAUUGAUGAGGUUACUACCACGACUGCAGUCACAACGACCCCAGCGGACACCACCACCACUAGCUGUCCUCCUCCAAGUACCGUCCUCGCAAACCCUACACCUCUAUUCCCCUCAGGAGAUUUUCACAGUGAUGAAUACGACACUAUUCAACUCCCUUUCCAAGUCGGCAUAUAUGACUCCUUCUCAGACACAUUAUAUGUCAGUGUGGGAGGCUGGUUAUCAGUCCUCGAAGCCCCAACGACCUACUACAAUGGCAAUUACGAGCUGCCCUUUUCGUACUACCCGCCGGUUUCCAUCUUCCCAUACUGGCUGGACAUGUAUACCAUAUCCGACAUUUGUAACACAGGCAUCUCAUACGAGGUUCUCGAGACUUCCAGGGGACAGACGCUGACUAUCGAGUACAACACGGUUCCUUACUAUGAUGCGUAUCUUGAGCCCGUUCAUUUCACGGUUAGCCUGUAUAAGGAUCAUCCGGGGUUGGUAAGGUUCGUGUACUAUAGCACUGACGCUGAUGAUGGUCCAACUGUUGGUUUGCAAGCUGGCGACUCUUACUCGCAGUAUUCAUAUGGUGUGAGGAUGCCAGAAAACUCUUACGUCGAGAUUGAUACCAGCAGUGGAGAUGCUUUCACGAGUAGUGGCCAGCUAUGA
Messenger RNA from Fusarium fujikuroi IMI 58289, 1941 nucleotides. RefSeq lists its product as uncharacterized. NCBI's taxonomy places the organism in Eukaryota, Fungi, Ascomycota, Sordariomycetes, Hypocreales, Nectriaceae. The record is from RefSeq and is a predicted model, not a curated record. Bases 1 to 1941 code for a protein of 646 amino acids. The transcript is spliced from 2 exons.